This is a messenger RNA of Solanum lycopersicum (tomato), 1585 nucleotides long. RefSeq names its product protein ALP1-like. NCBI's taxonomy places the organism in Eukaryota, Viridiplantae, Streptophyta, Magnoliopsida, Solanales, Solanaceae. The record is from RefSeq and is a predicted model, not a curated record.
ACUUUUGUCAACGAAUUGAGAUAUAAUAGAUUCAUCAGCUUGUCAGAAGCAAAGAAAAAGCCAUUUUUGAUUUGCUCUGAAAUCAAGAAAAAAGCAAAAAUAAAAAUAAAAAUUACAAAUAUGAAUCCUCGAAAUUUAGCUGCGUUGCUUUCUUCGCUAAUUGCUCAAUUACUCCUUUUAAUUACAGUCGUUUUUCCUUCAUCGAAUCCUCUUUGUAUAACAAAUUCGUCUUUAUCUCAUUUUCUUACACCUCUUCUUCUCCAUUUUCUCUCUGUUUCUGAAACUGCCGCUACUCUCUCGCGAAAGAGAAAGCGUAUCCAUUUUUCAGAAUUCGAUGCACCGGAAGGCGAGGGUUUGACCCGGUUUAAACUCGGCAGACCCGACUCGUUCAUCCGACGUAACCCGGAUUGUUUCAAGAAAUUCUUCAAUAUCAAUUCUUCUACUUUUGAUUGGCUUUGCGGGUUGUUAGAGCCUCUGUUAGAGUGUCGUGACCCCGUUGAUUCGCCACUCAAUCUAGCUGCGGAAACUAGGCUUGGAAUUGGGCUUUUCCGAUUGGCUACCGGAGCUAAUUUCUCAGAUGUUUCUCGGAGAUUUACUGUAUCGGAAUCUGUUGCUAAGUUUUGUUUCAAACAAUUGUGUAGGGUGCUCUGUACUAAUUUCCGGUUCUGGGUUGGGUUUUUGAAUUCGGGUGAGCUUGAAUCUGUUUCGAAUCGAUUCGAGUCGAUUUCGGGUAUUCCUAAUUGCUGUGGAGUACUCUGUUGUGUAAGAUUUAAGGUUAACGAAGAGAGUAUAGCAGCUCAAUUAGUGGUUGAUUCAUCCUCCAGGAUUAUUAGUAUUAUAGCCGGUUUUCGCGGCGAUAAGACUGAUUUCCAGGUGUUGAAUUCAUCAACUCUGUUCGAAGAUAUUGAAAAAGGAACCAUUUUUACGAAUUCACAAGGUUUGGAGAUAAAUGGAGUGAGUGUGCCACAGUUUUUAGUAGGUAAUGGAGAUUACCCUUUGUUAAAUUGGUUAAUGUUACCAUUUGAUGAUCCUAUUUCGCAAUCAAAUGAAGAGAAGUUCAACAAUGCAAUCAACGUAAUGCGUUUGCCAUCAGUUAUAGCUGUUCAGAGCUUGAGAAAUUGGGGUGUUUUGCGCGAACCUAUUGAAGGAGAAAUCAAGACUGUUGUGGCUUCUAUUGGUGCUUGUUCGAUACUUCAUAAUAUGUCGUUAUCAAGAGAUGAUUAUUCAGCAUUUUGUGAUGAUUUGAAUGAGUAUUCACCUGACAAACGCAAGAGUUGUUCGAAUCCUGGCGAAACUAAAACCGUAGCAUGUUCUAUUAGAAGUGCAUUAGUCACAAAAGUCACAAAAGCAACAGAGUUUCAGUAACAUUUUUCUAGUACUUAUUUUUAAAGCCAAACAACAUUAUAUUGUUAAUCAAAGUUUAAACCUUUUUGGGCUGUUUAGCAUAAUAGCAACAAGAUGUCACCCUCUUCUGUUCUUUAACAUACACAGCUCUUUCUGGUUGAUUGUCAAUGAACUCGAAAGAAAAUCAUUACACGACUUGCUUCAAGUAGAAGCGAUUGUAUAAAUUGUCAACUUGCAUUUG